Molecule: messenger RNA, 1635 nt
Organism: Filobasidium floriforme
Lineage: Eukaryota; Fungi; Basidiomycota; Tremellomycetes; Filobasidiales; Filobasidiaceae
Product: ferric reductase like transmembrane component-domain-containing protein
Exons: 7
Coding region: 1-1635 (544 amino acids)
Biological process (GO): intracellular iron ion homeostasis; copper ion import; iron ion transport
Cellular component (GO): plasma membrane
Molecular function (GO): ferric-chelate reductase activity
Source: RefSeq, a predicted model, not a curated record
AUGGGAUCCGGUCCCGCUAGCGCCUUGCUCUCGUCUUGCAGCGAAGCGCCGCUGCUCUCUGCUACCGCCAGUCCGAGGUUCGGAGAAGGCUUGAACCGCCGCACGAUCGCCAACGAGGCCGCUCUUCAUCAACUCAGCCCGCCGCCGUACAUGCCCAGCGUAUUCGAUAGGAUCCCCGGUAUACAAAAGUUGCUCCUCUGUGAAGUCGCUCCGCGCUUGACGUGCUUGGACCUCUUCGUGUAUUCCCUCUACGCCGGAAUCGUCGCCUUUGCCAACUUUUACAAGAACACCGACUGGGAAUGGAGCGCCAAGAAGAAUCCGCUGGGACCGGAUCUUUUGAGAGCAGGGGCGAUCUCCAUGGCGCAAGUGCCUCUGGUCAUCGGUCUUGGUGGUCGAAAUAGCCCGAUCCGAUAUCUUCUCGGUGGCGGACAAAGUCGUGCGGUAAUCAACUUGCACAAAUUUUCUGGUCGGGCUUGUUUCGCUUGCAUGUUGCUUCAUGUCGUCGGAUACGGCUACAAGUGGGGAAAAUCCGGGAUCUUCCUAUCAAAAGUCAAAGAGCCCGCCUUCGUUUGGGGAAUGACGGCCGCUGCAGGGUUGACCUUCAUGGUAGUCACCUCUAUCCCUGUCGUAAGAAGGCGUCUCUACAGCGUCUUCAUGAUCUCGCACGUGAUCGGGCUCGUGGGGUUCUUGUUGGGUCUGGGUAUGCACGUCCCUGAAGCUGUGCCCUACGUAUUGGCAGGAGCAGGGCUUUACGGUGUGGAGCUUCUAUGUCGUAUUCUCAAGACGAAGAUGGCUACCGCAGAGCUCAGGGUUUUGCCUGGAACCGACUCGAUUCUGGUAUCCGUACCAUCGAUCAAGACCGGAUGGCGAGCUGGUCAACACGUUAUCCUUAGGGUACCCGCACUGGGCCUGCAGUUCCUCGAAGGUCAUGCAUUCACGAUUGCCAGUGCUCCCAACACCACCGCCGGGCUGAUGUUGGUUGUGAAAAGAACCGGUGACUGGACACGCGCACUGUGGGAAUUAACGAUGAAGAACGAUGCCGAAAUGAUGGCGCGAGGCGCAGCCUUCCGUUGUAAGGUUGCGAUCGAGGGACCGUACGGAGGUGUUGGCCAUACACUUCUCGCAGCCUUUUCUUGCGUAAUGCUGGUGGCAGGUGGAUCGGGAAUCUCCCACACUCUAGGCAUGGCGCACGAUCUGAUGAACAAAGCUUCUUCUCAAGGCGCAGUCCGAGCUACUCAUCUGGAUAUCGUCUGGGUGGUUCGCACAUCCGAUGCGGCGCGACCUUGGAUGCACACACUGAAGAGCCUUAUCGAGGAUGUCAAACACACCCCACUGGCUGUCAGAUUACAGGUACGCGGAUUCAACCCAGAGCCCCAGCUCAAAUGGUCUUGCGGAUCGGGAUCGCGAAUCAACAUCGCUCAAGGGAGGCCGGACAUGCUGCGCUGCCUCGAAGAUCUCCUCGAUUCCUCCUUAGACUUCAACGCCACGACCGGAGCCCACCCGCGAGGUUGUGCUGUGGCGGUUUGUGGGCCUUCCGGUCUGGUGGACGAAACACGCCGAGCUACGACGGAUCUAGAUGCCGAUAGGAGGCUCCGCGUGAACGGAAUCGAGCUGAUGAGGGAGAGGUUCGAGUAA